CUGUGUCAAGCAGAGUGAGCUAAAGCAGUCAUGUAUGCGCAGUCUCUGAUCUCUUGGGAGGUUCAUUACAGGGUCUCGUACAAGGGCAUUCUCUGUUUCUGCACAUCGGCAUGGAAGAAGCUCGUCCAGGGAAGAAAAUGCAACCUGGUCAUGAUGAAGAAGCCGUGGUGGAUAUGGGCAAAACCAGCUCUACUAUCAAUACAAACUUUGAGAAGGAAGAACUAGAGAGCCACAGAGCUGUGUAUAUUGGAGUUCACGUCCCAUUUGGAAAACAAGGCCGUCGACGGCAUAGACAUCGUGGGCACAGGCAUCACAGAAGAAAAAAAGAAAAAGAGACUGACAGGGAGGAUGGCCGAGAAUCUCCAUCAUAUGACACGCCAUCCCAACGAGUACAAUUUAUCUUGGGUACUGAAGAUGAUGAUGAACACAUUCCCCAUGAUCUCUUCACUGAAAUGGAUGAACUUUGUUUCAGGGAUGGAGAAGAAUAUGAAUGGAAAGAAACGGCUAGGUGGCUAAAAUUUGAAGAGGAUGUUGAAGAUGGUGGUGAUCGAUGGAGCAAGCCUUAUGUAGCAACUCUGUCUCUGCACAGUCUCUUUGAACUGCGAAGCUGUAUUCUUAAUGGGACGGUCAUGUUGGACAUGAGAGCAAACACUCUAGAUGAGAUAGCAGAUAUGGUUUUGGACAACAUGAUUGCCUCUGGCCAGCUCGAUGAAUCCAUAAGAGAGAAUGUGAGAGAGGCUCUUCUAAAAAGGCACCAUCAUCAGAAUGAGAAAAAAUUCAGCAAUCGGAUUCCCUUGGUUCGGUCUUUUGCAGAUAUAGGCAAGAAACAUUCUGACCCUCACUUGCUUGAACGAAAUGGGGAAGGCCUUUCAGCCUCCCGCCACUCUUUGCGAACAGGUCUCUCUGCCUCAAAUAUUUCCCUGAGAGGAGAAAACCGUUUGUCAGUUCUUCUCAAUUACCUUCUUCCUUCUUCAAGAGCUGGAACCCCGGCAACCUCAAGGUGUACAACCCCCGUAACUACCCCUCAAAACACACCACCCUCCAGUCCUACCUGCAGCCACCCACCAACCACAAGUGGCCAGCCAAGUCCACUUCAGGGCAAGGAAUUGCUGGUGUCACCUGCCAGUGAUGAUAUUCCUUCAGUAAUAAUCCACCCACCCGAGGAGGACUUAGAAGUGCAGGAAAGCCAGGAAAAGAAGACAGAGGAAAAUAUUGGCAAAACACCAGGGCUAUUAGCAUCUCCACAGUCAGCACCUGGAAACUUAGACACUGGGAAAAGUGGAGACGUUAAAGGUACUGGGACAGGAGGAAGCAGAGAAAACAGCACGGUUGAUUUUAGUAAGGUUGAUAUGAACUUCAUGAGGAAAAUUCCUUCAGGAGCAGAAGCAUCAAAUGUGUUAGUGGGAGAAGUAGAUUUUUUAGAAAGACCUAUUAUUGCUUUUGUGAGGCUCUCCCCUGCUGUGCUUCUCUCAGGUCUCACAGAGGUUCCGGUUCCUACACGGUUUUUGUUUUUGUUGCUGGGACCAGCAGGAAAAGCUCCACAGUACCAUGAAAUUGGGAGAUCAAUAGCAACACUUAUGACAGAUGAUGUUUUCCAUGAUGUUGCCUAUAAAGCAAAAGACCGAAAUGAUUUAUUGUCAGGAAUUGAUGAAUUUUUAGACCAAGUGACAGUCCUGCCUCCAGGAGAAUGGGAUCCAUCUAUACGUAUUGAGCCGCCAAAAAGUGUUCCUUCCCAGGAGAAAAGGAAGGUACCUAAAUUUCCAAAUGGAUCUACUCCUACAGGAGAGACUCUCAAAGAAGAAGGCCAUCAUGCUGGACCUGAACUUGAGAGAACUGGAAGGCUUUUUGGUGGUUUGAUACUUGACAUCCAAAGGAAAGCACCUUUUUUCUUGAGUGACUUCAAGGAUGCAUUAAGCCUGCAGUGCCUGGCCUCGAUUCUUUUCCUAUACUGUGCCUGUAUGUCUCCUGUAAUCACUUUUGGAGGGCUCCUGGGAGAAGCUACACAAGGCAGAAUAAGCGCGAUCGAGUCUCUCUUUGGAGCCUCAUUAACUGGGAUUGCCUAUUCUCUCUUUGCUGGGCAACCUCUUACUAUUUUGGGGAGCACUGGACCAGUUCUAGUAUUUGAAAAAAUAUUAUUUAAAUUUUGCAGGGAUUAUGAUCUUUCCUACCUCUCCCUGCGAACUAGCAUUGGUCUGUGGACUGCAUUUUUAUGCAUAGUGCUUGUAGCCACAGAUGCCAGCAGCCUUGUGUGUUACAUCACUCGAUUUACUGAGGAAGCUUUUGCAGCGCUUAUAUGCAUCAUAUUUAUUUAUGAGGCAUUGGAAAAGCUUUUUCAUUUGGGAGAAGCGUAUGCCUUCAAUAUGCACAACGAUUUGAAUAAACUGACUUUAUAUUCAUGUGUGUGUUCUGAGCCUGAGAAACCCAGCAAUGAAACUUUGCAGGUGUGGAGGAGUAUGAAUAAGUCUGUGGAAAAUAUAACAUGGAGUAACCUUACAGUUUCUGAAUGUUUAGAACUUCAUGGUGCAUUUCGUGGACCAGCUUGUGGCCAUCACAGACCAUAUAUUCCAGAUGUUCUCUUCUGGUCUGUCAUAUUAUUCUUUACAACAUUUUUCCUCUCCUCUUUCCUUAAGCAAUUCAAGACCAAACGCUAUUUCCCAACUAAGGUGCGUUCUACCAUUAGUGACUUUGCAGUAUUUCUGACCAUAGUUAUCAUGGUUUUGAUUGACUAUCUUGUAGGAGUACCUUCUCCUAAGCUUCACGUUCCAGAGAAGUUUGAACCCACUCGAAAAGACCGAGGGUGGUUCAUAGAUCCUCUUGGAAGCAAUCCUUGGUGGACGCUCUUGAUCGCUGCUGUUCCUGCUUUACUCUGUACCAUUCUCAUUUUCAUGGAUCAACAAAUAACAGCUGUUAUUAUAAACAGGAAAGAGCAUAAGCUGAAGAAAGGCUGUGGUUAUCAUCUUGAUCUGCUCAUGGUUGGUGUUAUGUUGGGGAUAUGUUCUAUCAUGGGCUUACCAUGGUUUGUUGCUGCAACUGUCUUAUCUAUAAGUCAUGUUAAUAGCCUGAAAGUUGAAUCUGAAUGCUCAGCACCAGGAGAGCAACCAAAAUUUUUGGGAAUCCGGGAGCAGCGAGUGACAGGAUUGAUGAUUUUUGUCCUGAUGGGGCUGUCGGUGUUCAUGACCUCUGUGUUAAAGUUUAUUCCAAUGCCAGUUUUGUAUGGUGUCUUUCUUUACAUGGGAGUAUCUUCAUUAAAAGGCAUUCAGUUUUUUGACCGUAUAAAACUGUUUGGAAUGCCUGCGAAACAUCAGCCUGACCUGAUUUAUCUACGUUAUGUGCCACUCUGGAAGGUCCAUAUCUUUACAGUUGUUCAGCUCACUUGUCUUGUUCUGUUGUGGGUGAUUAAAGCCUCUGCAGCUGCUGUUGUUUUCCCUAUGAUGGUUCUGGCAUUAGUGUUCAUUCGCAAGCUCAUGGAUUUAUGUUUCACCAAAAGAGAGCUUAGCUGGCUUGAUGAUCUUAUGCCAGAAAGUAAAAAGAAGAAAGAAGAUGACAAAAAGAAAAAAGAGAAAGCAGAAGCAGAGAGAAUGCUUCAGACAGGGGACAAUGAAAGUGUACAUCUUGCAUAUGGAGAAGCAAAUUUGGAUUUUCCUGUAAAAAACCUAAAAUACAGUGUUGAUCCCUCAAUUGUAAACAUAUCAGACGAAAUGGCCAAAACUGCACAGUGGAAGGUUCUUGCCAUGAGUACUGAGAGUGCCAAAGUAACCAGAGCUAACCUGAGCCCUGAAAAACCAGGAAGUGUGAAAAUAAAUGUGGAAGAUUCACCUGUUGUGAAAUACGUGGAUGCUGAAACAUCUUUAUAGAACUGAACCAAGGGGAAUUGCGUGUAUUUGUGUGUGUAUAUAUAUCACUGCAGGAUAUUAUACCAUUGAAGUGUGACUUCCAAUUUAAGGAGUGACAUGUAUUUAAUUCUGCCAUUGUUUAGGGCACUGUAGAUAUGCUUGCAUAAUGAGAAGAUUUUCCUACAAAUAAGACGAGUGGUAAUCACACUUCAGCUAUUUAUUUUAUUGGAAAUUUUAUUUUCAUUUUUAAAUAGGAAGAUUGUAAUGAAUACAUAUUAUUUUCAAUAAUCAGUAUGUGCAUAAAAGUUAAAUCAGCUUUUGCUGACGAUUACUGGUCCACAUUGCUUAAAAUUUUGCAAUACCUCUGUUUAUAAUGUGCGCUACAGAACUUUGUUUUCCAUGCAGGCAAUUACUGCUUGUUUUUGCAGGGUAUACUUUUUUUGUGAUUUCAUAGAACAAAUAUUAAUGUGCUGUUGACAAGAACUACUGUGUUUUGUGUCUCCACUACAUGCUAGUGUUUUCUGGAUUCUGUCUCUCCUAUUUUACAGGAGUGGCCCAGAGCCCUAAGUCUGGUGGUUAGUUAAUCCUUAAAAUAUAUAUAAAUACCCUGUUCUGCUACUUUUUUUUUUUAAUUUACUCUUGAUUUUUCAUUAUUGUCCAGUAGCAGUAUAAGUGCAGUAACUGUAGUUACAGUCCCAAGUUAGGAUUUGCCAUUCUGGGCACUCCAUGUUUACACAAUAUAAAUUUGAUUUACAGACAGCAAUUUGGUCUAUAGGAAGUUACACAUACUUACCACACGAGUGCUUUUGAAUUCUUUGUUCCUGUUUUUACUUACAUUUUCCCAUCGACUUUCAGAGUCUGAUUUACUCAGCUCUAAGACUGAAACUUUAGAGUAUUUCAUGUCCUCAUCAAAUAUAUUUCUUGCUUAAUUAAUUUUUAAAUUUACUGUGUAUUUGAUUAAAUUAGCUGUAGUUUAAUUCUGUAAUAGGUUUAUGAUCAGUAUUAUUUUAUGGAUUGCAAAUUGCUUGUGAUAUUUGUGUGUACAGUUCUGAUCCUCUCCAUUGUAAAGGGCAUAUAUGAUAGCACACCAACUUAUUUUUAAACAUCUUAUUUAUUUUAAUUAGUAUAAAUUUUUAUCAUGUAAGAUUAAUUAAAAAAGUAAUUAUUCAUUUAUUAAAGUAAAUGGGAUUUUUUGGGGCUCACUGAUAAAGAUGCAGUCAGUACAUUUUCAAGUUCUAGUGUUUAGCAUUAUAGUAUUUGAAAUAAUGAAAAUUUUAUGUAUAAAUGAAAAUCUUGAUCACUUACCUGCACAGUUUCCAUUAUUAAUACUUUCUUGCCUUACGCCUUAGUUUUUUGGCUUUAAUUUCUGAAAUGAUCUCUUUACAUUCUGAAUUGCCACCAGCCCUUUCUGGAUGUAUUGCAAUGGCUUUAAUUAGAAUCUGUGCUCAUUUAAAAUUAGAAGAUGCCGUUUGCUUAAUUCUGCUUUUGGCAAAGUUGGGAGUUUUACCAUGGACCAUGUGGGUAAAAUUCUCAACAACUGCAAAAGGAGCUGAUUCUGGAGGAGGGCAGAGUUCAUCUGAAAAUACCACUUGAGGUGGAAUUUUGGUGCUCUUCAGCCAAGUGUCAGUUGGAGAAAAGAUAAUUGUAUAUUACAAAAAUAAAGCAAUCAGUGGGAAUAAAUAGAAACAUUUAAAAAUAGCAUUUAAGUUACAUGGACUGUUACCAUUCCCUUUAAAUGUAAUGUAAUGAAAUAAUGUUUUUCUUUUUUCUUUUUUCUUUUUUUUCUUUUUUCAUUUGGCUGAAUUCCGAGAAGGCAGUUUAGAGAAAGUAAAUCAUAGAGUACAGCAAUACGAAUAAUGUUAUCCAAACUGUCAUAACAAAGGCUCAGGUCAGUGGCAAGGCAAGUGAGGUUUGACUGAUACUAUUUAAUGACCUAUAUACGUGCUCCUUUAUUCUUAGAUAAUAGUGUAGCUUGUGCGUUAGCUUGAGUAUGUGCUCUUUCAGAAAGUACCCCUGUUUUCCCUCUAGUCAAACUGAGAUGCAGUGAAACUAUAGCAGAUGGUUUCCUGAAACUUUCUGUAUUAUUUAAAAAAAAAAAAAAGUACACAUCUGCACGUCAGUUGUUGACUACUAAGUAGCUCUUGCUGAAUCAGAGGGAAGAUUAUUUUGGGCAGUUUACAUAGCGUUAUCCACAACACAUUACUUCUGUACUAGUCCUCCCAGUAGUAUUUUACACUUCA
Messenger RNA from Pygoscelis adeliae (Adelie penguin), 6073 nucleotides. It is a transcript of the gene SLC4A7, whose product is annotated as solute carrier family 4, sodium bicarbonate cotransporter, member 7. Gene Ontology annotation, cellular component: apical plasma membrane; basolateral plasma membrane; plasma membrane. NCBI's taxonomy places the organism in Eukaryota, Metazoa, Chordata, Aves, Sphenisciformes, Spheniscidae. The record is from RefSeq and is a predicted model, not a curated record. Gene Ontology annotation, molecular function: monoatomic anion transmembrane transporter activity; sodium:bicarbonate symporter activity; solute:inorganic anion antiporter activity. The transcript is spliced from 26 exons. Gene Ontology annotation, biological process: transmembrane transport; monoatomic anion transport; regulation of intracellular pH. The coding region runs from base 111 to 3854 and encodes 1247 amino acids.